This is a messenger RNA of Dreissena polymorpha, 5210 nucleotides long. RefSeq lists its product as uncharacterized. The record is from RefSeq and is a predicted model, not a curated record. Lineage: Eukaryota; Metazoa; Mollusca; Bivalvia; Myida; Dreissenidae. The transcript is spliced from 8 exons. The coding region runs from base 168 to 2369 and encodes 733 amino acids.
AAAGCCUUGCACUUCCUUUUCAGGUCAUUUUGAAUUGAAUACCUUGAAAAUUAAAGUAAAAAUUGGAUGGGUCUACGAAUAAUUACAAUUAUACCCCAAAGAUUGAUAACAGCUAGAAAGGCUGCCUUCUUUUCUUCAUAGGACAACUAUAAACUCUCAGAUGAGAAAUGGCAGGAACUCUUGCGCCGGAAAACUUUGUGAGUAACGUCCACUACAGAGCUGGCUUCCAGGGGCUGUACGCGCAGUUCAAGAAUGGAUGGAACUGUGAUGUCAAGUUGAUUUUUGUAGACAGUCCUAAACCAGUGUACAUACAUAAGUGCUUGGCAGACAUAUACUUUCCCAAGAUUACAAAAGGUGCUGACCAACAAGAUUGUGACGAGAAUUGCCUUGACCUUGCAAAGCAUGGUAUCCCAUACGGCACAGGCAUCAGUGUGAUAGAGCAUGUAUACACAGGUGUUCUCAAGAUGACCCCUGAACAAGUACCAUAUGUUCUGAUGGCAGCUGUUGUGUUGGGCUAUGAAGAACUGGAGAAUGUCUGUCUGAAAUAUCUUCGUGAAAAAGCAACUUCUGGAAGGCUUGACACUAAACUUCCACUGAUAUCACCUGAUUGCCAGUCUGAAUCCAGUGCUGCGUACACAUCUGCUAUAUUGUCAUCCAAGGGAACAACUACUGAGACUACUGAUAUGAUGAGAGUUUUUGGUGACAGGUCUACAAAAGUAAUCUCUGCACCUGUUACAUCAAAAAACGAUAUAUUUCCAUGUGGAGUGCCAGGCUGCAGAGGCAGGGCACAGCCAGGAGAUAAGGAGUUCCGUAUCCAUGUUUAUCCCGGAUCCAUGAAGAGGAAGGAAGAAUGGCUCCAAGCGAUUGUAAAAAAAUGUGGUCGGAAAUAUUAUAGACCAGCCAGCCAGUGUCUUGGGAUCUGCAAGUACCAUUUCAGGCCCGAGGACCAAGUGAAAAGCUCGCUGAAGCUUGGAGCCAUUCCAUGCAUAUUUGAAAUAAAGCACUCCACCAUUGCUGAGAAGAAAGAGUAUUUGGCUCAAUCUCAGGAAGAGUAUGAAGUCCAGACAUUUGAAAUGGGAAAGUCAAAGCAAAACAAACUGUUUGAGUCUGAAAAGAAAACUCUUGCAUCACAGACUGGUUUUGUGCGUAAGAAGAAUAUCUAUAAGGACCUCGACUCACCGGUUGUCCAGAGUCAAAUGAGGAGAAGUCAGGAGGAAGAAAUUGCAUCUGCAGAAACCUCUCAGUCAUCUUUACAAGUUUCAGACUCGAAUUCCGACGUCGAUAUUCCAGUGAUUAUCAAGACAGAGCCACUUGAUGACGUUGAUAUUCCAGUUAUUAUCAAGAAAGAGCCGCUUGACAAUGAGUACUACACUAACACCAGUCAGCUGCUGUCCGUUGACACUGAUAUUGUGGUCAAGAGGGAAGUUGAAGACCAGGACUAUGAACCAGUGCAAACUGGGGCUGCAAACUGUUUUGGGACUUUUUUUGGUAGCUGGAACGAACACCAUGAGCCAUCAGAUGGAAAGAGCGAUUUAAAUAGCAACAUGAAUGGUUAUACUGAUGACAACCUCGAACCUGCAUUUUCAGGGGUGUCAGCAAAAGUCUUAGAUCAUGUUUCUGCAACAUCCUCUCAUGAAAAAGCAAACGUAGAAUCCAAAAGAAAACCUGCUAAGACAAAAAGGAAGGUGAAGAAGAAGAUUGUGGAUUCUGAAACAAAUACAGACUCAGACAAUCAGGAAGCGCAAAUGUUUGGCCUUGGCCUGCAGCGAACAAAUGAGGAGACGAACGAUAAAGCAACUGGUCCAAGCAGUCCUAAAAAAAGAAUGACCUUGAGAGAGAAAUGUAAGAUUGACUACAGCAAGAUGAUGGAUAUAGACUUUGAUGAAGAGAUCGAGGGAGACGAAGACUCUUGGGAGAAAAACAAAUUGCUACGUAGCACGUUUGACUAUUUCUCCAGUACGGUCGAUGAGCAUCAGGCAACUUAUGAUAAGAAGAUGUACUUUCCGCCAGCAGGAAUCGUGCCAAAGGGAUGUCGCUCCAGCUAUGCAACUGGCGUCAUAGCCAAGCCACGUGUAGUCACAAGGACCCUGACUGAUAAGUUUGGUAUGGGGUUGGUUAAAGUAGAACGUAAGAUCUACCCAGCGAGGCAUACCUUAUUUCACCCAGAGAUGCCAAGUAACUCAAAGGUUUUCAUUUGCGAUCCAGUGACAAAGAUGGCUGUACCUCAGAAACUGUGGACCACAAACAAGAAUAAUGGUCUAAAUUCACCACAGACCAAGACUGUUGUGGUUUGUCAUCCAACUAAACCUGUGGUAAAUGAGUAUGGUAGUGUCUCACAAAAAAAGAAAGCUCAGUAUGGUAUAAACUGAAUGAUUUGUCCAAACUUGCAUACUGUAAAUAUUUUUUCUACAUUUGUAUAUGCUUUGUAGAUCCUUGUUUUACAAUAGUUGUAUUUUUAAAAAGGUAUAUUUUACAACAAAAAUAAUUAUUUGUGUAAAUGAAUGGACUAUUUUAGGGUAUAGAAUAUUUAAAAAAGUUAGUAUGUGUACAUGUAUGAUGUUAAAGAGUUUUUGACUCCAUAUUAAGUGUUGUGCCGAUUACUUAAUAACAAUUUUAUGUUCAUUAUUUGCAUCAGCUUUGUCAAGCAUCAUUUAAUGACAAACACAGUUUAAAUUAAGGUUAUUGCCAUCACAAAGAAUCUAAACGUUCUUUAGUUCUAAUGUUAUUCAGAUGCACCAUUUUAAUGCCAUAAUUUGUAUGUUAUAUGUUUUUUGUACAACUGUAGUAUUUACUACUUAAUAAGUGUAAUAAGAUUUGAUGAGUCAUGAUUAUUAUGUCCCCAUCAAAGAUAACAGGAUUGGUUUGGCUUGUUGGCUCUAAGUCCAACAGACUUUAUGAGAACACUGCUACUAAACUUCAUCAUUAUAUGUGCGGGCAAAAUAUCUUGGCCAGUUUCAAUAACCAUAAAAAUCACUUCAUGCAUUGGUCUUAAGAUCACAUUCAUUUCCACUCUUUAAGUCGAAUGUUAUUGUCUGAUCUACUCUAAACUGAAUGAAUGUGUUUGAUUUAUCAUAACUUCACCUACUUUGAUUGUUUACCUUAUUAUGCUCCCCCAAAAUUUUUGGGAGGAACAUAUAUUUGCCGCUUCGUCUGUCUGUGCGUGUGUCUGUCCACGCACAUUUUUUGUCCGGGCUAUUUCUCAGCAAGUAAUGACCGGAAUUCAAUGAACCUUUAUGGGAAGCUUCACUACAAACAGAAGAUGGGCAUAUUAUCAGCCAGUUAUGGUCGGAUGAUUUUUCACAGAGUUAUGGCCCUUUGAAAAUUUCUAUAAACUGUACAUAUAGUGCAAUUCUUGUCCCCCCCAACUACUGACUGGAAUUCAAUGAAGCUUUAUGGGAAGCUUAACUACCUUGAGGAGAUGCGUAUGUUAUUUGUGGGUUCUGGUUAGAUGAUUUAGAGAGGUUCUGCCCUUUGAAAUUUUUAAGUUGUUAAACCAUCCAUCAUAUUAUUUUGUCCAAAGUUAUGCCCCUCAAGACGUUUCCUUUUAUCUGAAUAUAUAGUGCAAUAUUGUGACAAAAAAACUUUGGGGAGCAUCACCCGUCUCCGACGGUUUCUUGUUAUUAAAUUAGUUAUUAAAAAUUUUCUUUUAAUGAUUUCACCAGUUUUCUCCUCAUUUGUUAUUGCAGUGAUCAUCCCUUUGUUCUGGAGUUGAAAUUGAAAUUGCUGACUCUUUGAAUCUUCUUUUAUCAAUUAAUGAUCUGACCAAUUUAACAUGUGCAAGUUUAGUCUCAUUUGCACUUAGAAGCAUUGAGAGGCAUGCUUUGUCUAAUCACAUUCAAUUUAGUUUGUGUUAGCCAUUACCAAUAGUGAACAGUGAGAAUAACAUUAAUAACAGCAAUAAAUCAAUGUGUUGCUAUGUUUUGUUUUUAAAGAUAUGUAUAAUGUUAGUGUUGAAUACAGAUUAAGUUUUAAAAAGACUAUUAUUAGAUUAAAAUGCACAAACUUUAAAUGCAUGUCUAAUUGGGUUAUUAAUUCUGAAAAUAUUAACAUAAUUAUUGUUAUAUUAUUGUGUAUUAUGUAUUUGUAGGUCUUUUGGUGUAUAUUUGUAAUAUUGUCCAUAUGUUGUCAGGCUGGCAAACAGUUUGCUAGUUGGAUUUUUUUUUUCAAGGAGCGAAUUUUGUUUCAUUCAAUGAAAUGAUGACUUAUUAUUUUGUAUGUUUGAUCAUGUCUCGUGUUGCAAUUUGCAUGCCAAAUAAACAAUCAUUUGUCAUUGUUCCAUAGCAUUUUGUUUUUUAAUAAUGACUAAUAUUAACUAAAGUUAAUAUUCUGCUGUUAACUGUUUAGCUCACAGUGUGCUCAAUGUGAGCUUUUUGAUGACUUUAUCUUGCAUCAAUAUUUACCUUUACAUUUUUCAGGCCACAUUUCACAAUCUUUAUUAAAUGUGGUCAUAAUAGUUGUCCCAAUUAUAUCACAUCAGAGUUAGAAACUGGUUCAUAUGAGGUCAAAAGCUAGGUCAGUUGGUCAAAUUAUAGAAAAAAAGCUUGUGAAUGCUUCAGAGGGCACAUUUGUUGUCCAAUGCUCAUGGAACUUGGUCAGAACAUUUAUUGAAAAAAUAAAGUUUCAAUUAAAGAAAAAGCAUGUAAUCACUUUUGAUGCAAAUUUUAUUGCCAUAUCUUCAUGACUCUUGAGCACAUGCUUUCAAUAUUAUUAAAGCUGAAUUAGAUGUUGGAUCAUUUGGGGUCUGAAACUAGAUCACUGGGUCAAAUUAAAGAAAAAGGAUGUGAACACUAGAGGCCAAAUUUAUUGCAUAAUCUUAAUGAAACUUGGUCAGAACAUUUGUCCCAAUCAUAUCUUUUGUUGAACUUGACUGGAUCAUUUGGGACUAAAAACUAGGUUAAUUUUUUUUAAAGGGUUUGGACACUUAAGAGAGGCCAUUUUUUUUCCAAUUAUGAAACUUUUUCAGAAUAUUAAUUUGGACUAUCAUUUAAUUUCGAAAAUGCUUCUUGAAACAUAAUAAAAGCUGAUUCUAACAGUUCCUUAGUGGCGACCUCCUGCAUAUGGCCCUCUUUGUUUUAGCACAAAAAACUGAAAAUAAUGGCCAACUAUUGAAAAAAUUCACCUUUGAGCGCAACUUUUUUGAAAACUAUUUGUAACAUAUACUAUACAUGUCAAUGUUUUGUUUUUGAAAAUAAAUCAGGGAAGUACUAGUA